AUGACUAUCCCUCAACGACAAACCCCUCCAAUCGACGAGUUGCGCCAAUUUUACGUUGGCAAAAGUAUCCACGAUGUUCCCAAGCCCGCAGUCAUACUAGACAGAGCUAGGGUCGACCGCCAUUGCCAGUCAAUGCUUAAGGCUGUUGAUACUCUUGGUCUUGGAUUUCGAGCCCACGUCAAGACUCAUAAGACGAUAGAAGCAACACGUCUCCAAAUCGGCCAGGGAAGCAGCGAUGUCAAGCUUAUCGUGUCAACUAUAGUGGAGAUCGAACAUCUCCUCCCUUUGCUCAAACAGUGUAGAGAUGCAGGUCGUCGUCUAGACAUCCUUUACGGCCUUCCUCUACCCCGCUCGCAAAUCUCCAGGUUGGCAGCACUCGGCUCAGAGUUGGGACAAGGAAGUAUUUCUGUUCUUAUCGAUCACCCGUCGCAGCUUGAGUCAGUUCAAGCGUUCUCGCAACAUGCUAAAUUUCCUGCGAGGGUGUUCUUGAAGGUCGACACGGGAUAUCAUCGUGCAGGACUACCGCCAACAGCUAUGAACAAGAACGGUCUGAUCGAAGCACUUGCGAACCUUGAAGCUAGCGGUGAAGCUGAGCUGCUUGGUUUGUACUCGCAUAGCAGUCUGAGCUACAAGGACACAACUGCCGAGCAAGCCAUGGCGAACCUUGAGGGAGAGAUCCAAGGCUGCCUUGAUGCAGUGAACGCGCAUGCUCACCUCUUCUCCAAGGACAAAGAGCUCAUCAUCAGCGUUGGGGCAUCUCCGCAGGUAACAGCAGUUGAGAACCUGGUUACGUCACAAGGGGACUUAUCACCGGCAGCUGAAUCUCUACGCAAGUCCAUCCAAACUGUCACAGCGGGGAAGCCUGGUGGGCUUCAUACCAAGCUUGAACUCCACGCUGGUGUAUACUCCAUCCUCGACAUGCAACAAGUCUCAACCAACUCGAGGAGAGAACUGGGAUCCUUCGAAGACGAAAUUGCUAUUUCAAUCAUCGCUGAAAUUUGCAGUGUCUACAAUGACAAAGAGAGAUCGCAGCCUGAAGCAUUGGUUGCGGUUGGUUGUCUUGGACUCGGCCGCGAACCGUGUGCUGCGUAUCCUGGCUUUGGUGUCAUAAGUCAGUCGUCUUACAAAGUCCCUCCUGGGGACGAAAGACGAUUGAUCGUUGACAGGAUCAGCCAGGAACAUUCCAUUGCAGCUUGGGAACAUGCUGACGACGAGGAUACGUCCUCUUUGCCCCCAGUCCCGUUGGAGGUUGGACAGGAUGUCAUCAUCUUCCCAAACCAUGCUUGCGUUGCUGGCGCAUUAUAUGGAUGGUAUCUUGUGGUUGACUCUUCGGAAGGAGAUGCAACUAAGAUUGUUGACGUAUGGGUUAGAGCUAGUGGAUGGUAG
Messenger RNA from Fusarium tjaetaba, 1386 nucleotides. Its product is annotated as D-serine dehydratase. The transcript is spliced from 2 exons. Gene Ontology annotation, biological process: D-serine catabolic process. Bases 1 to 1386 code for a protein of 461 amino acids. NCBI's taxonomy places the organism in Eukaryota, Fungi, Ascomycota, Sordariomycetes, Hypocreales, Nectriaceae. The record is from RefSeq and is a predicted model, not a curated record. Gene Ontology annotation, molecular function: D-serine ammonia-lyase activity.